AAUAACCCUAAAACUCCAAAACCCUAACAUUUUUGUUAUUGGUAGCAACGAUGAAGAGACGCUGUUCAUCAUCGGAUUCCUCAUCUUCAUCGUCGGAUUCUUCUUCAUCUUCAUCGUCGGAUUUCUCUUCAUCUUCAUCGUCGGAUUCCUCUUCAUCUUCAUCGUCGGAUUCCUCUUCAUCAUCAUCUUCAUCGGAGAAGGAAAUUUCUACUAAGCUUUCCGUGCUGAACAACAAGAACAAUAAGAAACCUAAACUUCAAGAAAAGGGAAACCCUAACGGUAAAACCCCCGUUAUUAAGAAACAACCACCAACAAUGACUCGUUGUGACAAUGUGGAGAUGAGUGCUGCAACUGCAACUACUGCAGACGUGAAGGUUUAUCCAGAUUCCUACGUGUACGAGGUCGAUAUGCCGGGAUUGAAAUCUGCUGGAGAGAUAAAGGUUUGGCUUGAUGAUGAUUAUCUUGUGGUUAGCGGAGAGAGGAAGAGGGAAGAAGGUGUCGAGUAUUUGAUGAUGGGGCGAAAGGUUGGGAAGUUCAUGCACAGAUUUGUUCUUCCUAAGAAUGCUGAUGCUGAUGCUGUUUCUGCUAUUUGUAAAAAUGGAGUGCUUAGUGUUACUGUUCAGAAAUUGCCUCCUCCUCCUCAGCCUAAGAACCCUAGAAGAAAUGUUCAGGUUUUCAUGGCUUGAAACCAUGUGGUGAUUAACAUUUUUUAAAUCGACUGUUAGCAUUACAAAUUAGUAAUUUUGUAACUGUUUUGAAAUGGUUCUGUUUGUAAGCUUCUGGUUUAUGAUGAUAUAUGUAUGGUAGAUUUAUUUUUAAUCUAAAGUUUGUGUU
This is a messenger RNA of Vicia villosa (hairy vetch), 834 nucleotides long. RefSeq names its product 17.9 kDa class II heat shock protein-like. The record is from RefSeq and is a predicted model, not a curated record. Gene Ontology annotation, biological process: response to salt stress; response to heat; protein folding. The coding region runs from base 51 to 686 and encodes 211 amino acids. The transcript has a single exon. Lineage: Eukaryota; Viridiplantae; Streptophyta; Magnoliopsida; Fabales; Fabaceae.